AUGAACGAUGAAAUUAACGAGCUACCACCCAAAAUAUGUGAACAAUGUUUAGGCAAUGAGACUAAUAUACGAAUGACCAAGAUUCCACAAGGUUCUGAAUGUAAGAUAUGUACCCUACCAUUCACGUUAUACCAUUUCAAGACGUCCAAAAGAAGCAGUAAUCUUAUUAAAACACUAAUAUGUCAAAGAUGCGCUACCCAGAGAAACAUUUGUCAAUGUUGUAUGCUUGAUUCAAGAUGGCAUAUACCCAUACAGCUGCGGGAUCAUUUGAUAUCUAUUGUCAAUGAGGAAAAUGUUAUAACAGAGGAGGCUAAAAACGACAUGAUGAAAAGAUUUUUGUCACUUAAAGACGUGAAAUUAGGAGGGGCUCAAAUAACGAGCGAUGCGUCAGAAGCAGAUAACAUCAUUGACAAAUUAAAAAGCAUACUUCUGCGAGCCACAUCAGAUAAUUCAAAUCUUCCAUUGCAAAGACAAAAGGUUACAGCGGUAAAUCAAAACGAACAUGAUACGAACGAUGUAAAAAAUAUAGAAAAAUACGCAUCCUUGGACAUUUCUUAUCUUUUAAAGAAAUUACCUUUGAACGAAUCGUUUUCAAGGAAUGCCUCUACCCGAUCAUAUUUCCUUUAUAAUAUUGACACUUCAAUACCCGAGUGGAAAAUAUCUGAUGCGAUCUCACAAUUAUUAGAUGUGAAGAAAUGGAGCGAUGGAAAUUCGCUAUCAUUAAUAGUGAAUCACAAGGCAAGAUGUGGAGGCUUAAGGUUUCAAUCUAAUGAAUUAGGGGAAAAAUUCGUCAGCAAAAUAAGUGACACACUUAGCACUCCGAAGGACUUGAAGAGGGGAAUAUUGCCUAUCGAGCGGUUCAAGAUAUUUAUUAUUCCCUGGACAUCCGGAUUUUCUGCCGCAUCAUUCGGUGCCAACGUUGCAGAAAAUAUAAAACUCAGUUUAAGCUUAAAUAAACUUAUUCAGUUGGAGUUAGGCGUUCAUUCUUUUGUAAAAAGUGCUGACAAUUCGAAGAAAGGCAAGACAAAGACACCAAAGAAAGUUCAUAAGCUUAAAGCGAAGAAAUCAAAAUCGCGGGCUAACAAGUUAAUAUUAUAG
Messenger RNA from Saccharomyces mikatae IFO 1815, 1098 nucleotides. RefSeq names its product Pre-mRNA-splicing factor ECM2 (gene ECM2). Gene Ontology annotation, molecular function: U6 snRNA binding; pre-mRNA binding. The coding region runs from base 1 to 1098 and encodes 365 amino acids. The record is from RefSeq and is a predicted model, not a curated record. The transcript has a single exon. Gene Ontology annotation, cellular component: U2-type catalytic step 2 spliceosome; U2-type catalytic step 1 spliceosome; Prp19 complex. NCBI's taxonomy places the organism in Eukaryota, Fungi, Ascomycota, Saccharomycetes, Saccharomycetales, Saccharomycetaceae.